AUGAGAACACCAUUCAAUGUUGGUGCACUGUUCAAUGUUGACUUCAGCCUUGAAGACAAAGAAGGUUGUGUAAGGACUUCUUCUCUUGAUGGCGAUGUUCUCUGGGCUUUGGUGAAAGAAAAUCCCAGAACAACUGUUCGAGAAGUUGCAGGGAAACAUAAUCUUGCAAAUCGACCGUUGGUGACCACCUCAAGGCAAAAGCUUUGGAAAGAGUCCAAAGUUCACCUGAAAUGCACCUGGUUUGCGCAGCAAGACUUUUUGAUCCUAGUUCUCUCCGAUAAAGAUUAUCUAUUAAGAGCAUCAAUAGCUUUAGGUUCAUUUACUGAAUAA
Molecule: messenger RNA, 330 nt
Organism: Nezara viridula (southern green stink bug)
Lineage: Eukaryota; Metazoa; Arthropoda; Insecta; Hemiptera; Pentatomidae
Source: the annotation of a GenBank genome assembly